This is a messenger RNA of Erigeron canadensis, 1697 nucleotides long. Its product is annotated as UDP-glycosyltransferase 83A1-like. Gene Ontology annotation, molecular function: UDP-glycosyltransferase activity. The coding region runs from base 93 to 1484 and encodes 463 amino acids. The record is from RefSeq and is a predicted model, not a curated record. The transcript is spliced from 2 exons. NCBI's taxonomy places the organism in Eukaryota, Viridiplantae, Streptophyta, Magnoliopsida, Asterales, Asteraceae.
UCUCUUUAGAAGUGAACUAACACUCAAAGUGUAUAGCGAUGCACAAAUAACAUUUCUUAACAUAUCUCCAAAAAAGAUAAAAAAAAAUUGUCAUGGCAAAACCUCAUGUUCUACUCAUGCCGGGUCCAGCACAAGGUCAUGUAGUUCCUAUGAUGGAGCUUGCACAACGUUUAGUCAAAAAAGGUGUUAAAAUUACAUUCAUAAACACAGAUUUCACUCACGAGGCAGUGACAAAAAAUUGGUUUGAGAAACAUGGUACCUGUGAUGAUGUAUUACAAAUGGUUUCACUCCCAGACGGGCUCGAACCAGGGGAGGAUAGAAAUGAAUUUGGUAAGUUAAUGUUAUCAUUACAACGGUUUACAUCUACCAAGUUGAACGAACUUAUAGAGACGAUUAAUAAAGACGAGGAUAACAAAAUAACAUGUGUUAUUGCUGAUUGUUGGAUGGGAUGGGCUAUACGAGUCGCGAAAAAGAUGGGAAUUAGAGGAGUAGCCUUCUGUCCUGCUUCAACUGCAACAUUAGCCACCAUGAUGAGUGUUAAGCAGCUUAUUGAUGAUGGAAUCAUAAACAAUAAUGGCACGCCACGAAAUAGUGAAUUGAUUCUGCUAUCAGAGACUAUGCCGCCGAUAAAACCUGAAAACCUCAUAUGGGGAUGUAUUGGUGACUCAACAGAUACGAAAGUUCAUUUUGAAAUUACAGUAGAAACUAUGGAAGCCGUCAGGAUGACCGAUUGGAUUCUAUGCAACUCAGCUGUUGAACUAGAACUUGCAGCCUUUGGAAUGUUCCCACAGUUGGUACCAAUUGGCCCGUUACUAGCAAGCAACCGGCUUGCUGAUCAAGAAGGCCAAUUUUGGCAAGAAGACUCCUCUUGCUUAGAAUGGCUUGAUAAACAACCGCCGUGUUCAGUCAUUUAUGUCGCAUUUGGGAGCAUUGCUAAUAUAAACCCAACUCAGUUUCAAAAAUUAGCAAUUGGUCUUGAGCAUAGCAACAGACCAUUCUUAUGGGUUGUAUGGCCCAGUACAACUAAGGAGACUACAAACGGUUACCUGAAUUGUUAUAUGGACCGAGUGGGGUCUCGUGGAAAAAUCGUGAGUUGGGCACCUCAACAAAAGGUUUUAGCUCAUUUUUCUGUAGCUUGUUUCAUGACUCAUUGUGGCUGGAACUCGACUAUAGAAGGUGUGACAAAUGGAGUUCCUUUUUUAUGUUGGCCCUGCUUUGCUGAUCAAUUUUACAACGAGACAUAUAUAUGUGACAUUUGGAAAACCGGGCUUGGAUUAACCAAAGAUGAAGCUGGUAUCAUUACACGAGACGAAAUUGCAAGCAAGGUAGAGCAGUUACUCAGAGACACCAAGUUCAAAUCUAAGGCCUUAGAUAUUAAACAAAAGGUUGCGACUAGUGUCACAAAAGGCGGAUGCUCACACGAAAAUCUUUCAAAAUUUAGUGAGUGGAUACAUAAUACAGAUUCCAAUGCCAAGGAUCAAUAACUUGAUGUGAACAAAGCUAUCUUUUUGGGUUAAUCGGGUUUUGUUCACGGGUUACGGGUCUGUAAACGAUUUCAUAUAGUUUUGUUGGUUUGUUUUAGUAUAGUUUUGUUGGUUUGUUUUAGUGUGUGUCUAGAUGAGUAUUUACUUAGGAAAAUUUCAUAUUUGUCAUUGGUAAGUCAAAAAAUAUCAUAUUUGUCCAAUUAAAUUUUGAAA